AUGACGGAACCGUCGGUGAAGAGGGAGAACCCCGACAGUCAGAAACCCGCUGAGUCGUCAACGCACUCUAAGAGGCAGAUGAUUGUCGCUCCUUGCGCUCCGAAGCUUCGUUAUACGCCCUUGAAGACCGGUUUAUGCUAUGAUGUCAGAAUGAGAUACCACGCCAAGAUAUUCACUUCAUACUUUGAAUACAUAGACCCGCACCCUGAGGAUCCCAGAAGAAUCUACCGUAUCUAUAAAAUCCUCGCUGAAAACGGGCUGAUUACUGAUCCCAUGUUGAGUGGUAUAGAUGACAUUGGGGACCUGAUGCUGAAAAUCCCAGUGAGGGAGGCCACAUCUCAGGAAGUCUUGGAGGUGCACUCCAAAGAACAUUUGGAAUUUAUCGAGAGUGUGACGAAAAUGUCUCAUGAUGAAUUGCUCAAGUCCACGGAAACAGGAGACUCGGUGUACUUCAACAACGAUUCAUCUUCUAGCGCAAAACUCUCCUGUGGCGGUGCCAUCGAGGCGUGCAAAGCUGUUGUGGAGGGCAGGGUCAAGAAUGCAUUUGCGGUGGUAAGACCGCCAGGCCACCAUUCGGAACCGGAGUCGGCAGGUGGGUUUUGUCUGUUCAGUAACGUUGCAGUGGCAUCCAAAAAUAUCUUGCGGAACUACCCAGAGAGUGUGAGGAGAAUUAUGAUCCUUGACUGGGAUAUACAUCAUGGUAACGGUACCCAAAAGGCAUUCUACGACGAUGACCGCGUUCUUUACAUUUCUCUGCAUAGGUUUGAACUUGGGAAAUAUUACCCAGGGACAGCACAAGGUCAUUACGACAAAACAGGUGAGGGGAAGGGAGAAGGUUUCAAUUGUAAUAUUACCUGGCCCGUCGGUGGCGUUGGUGACGCAGAGUACAUGUGGGCUUUCGAGCAAGUGGUGAUGCCAAUGAGUAGGGAGUUCAGGCCUGACUUGGUGAUUAUAUCUGCCGGGUUUGAUGCCGCUGAUGGGGAUACUAUUGGCCAGUGUCAUGUGUCUCCCAGCUGUUAUGGUCAUAUGACACAUAUGUUAAAAUCUCUGGCCAACGGCAAUUUAUGCGUUGUUUUAGAAGGUGGAUAUAAUCUGGAUGCCAUUGCUCGAAGCGCACUGAGUGUUGCGAAGGUUUUAAUUGGCGAACCUCCUGAGGAAUUGCUAGAUCCGGUAAAGGACCCUAAACCUGAAGCUAUUGAAAUAAUUAACAAAGUAAUAAGACUACAGUCCAAGUAUUGGAAAUGCUUUCAAAGAAGGCACGGCAACUCCGGAUGUACGUUUGAGAAACAUAUGACCGAGAGUAUAUCCACGGACAACUUCCCCUUGCAGUCGGCAAUACGUCAACAGCAGUUCAGCGCUCUGUCGAAAGAGUUCGGGUUUGUCAAGUUUCCUUUGUUUGAAAUGAAACUAUCUGAUGACACGGUGAUAUGCUCGCCAGAAGUGUACAACAAAGAUACAAUAAUAAUUUUAGUAAGAGACACUCCGGAAAUAUGGGCGAAGCGAGACGUCAUACAGGGCACUAUCGACCCGUCAGCUUCCAUAAUAACGGAUGCCGCGUUGGCAUUCAUCAAAUGGGCUAUGGAGAGGAACUAUGGUGUUAUUGAUGUGAAUAUCCCACAGUCGCUGUUUGAACAAGACAAUUAUUCUGCUAUGAUAACUGCACAAGAGGUCAUGUCGUUUAUGUGGGACAACUAUAUCAGAUUUUUUGGCAGUGCCUCUAAGAUAGCUUUUGUGGGUGUCGGUGAUGCAUGUUCAGGAAUUGUGCAUUUGUUGGGCCAUAGGGAUACAAGGAGUAAAGUCAAGUCCGUAAUAAACUUCAUUGCACAAAAGACUUUGAAGCCUCUGAUACCCUUGGUCGAUGAGACGUUAGGUGACUGGUAUUUCAAAAAUUCCCUGGUAUUCUCUGAUAAAAAUCAUGCGUGUUGGGGAGACAACGAAAAUGAGAACAAGAAGCCAAGAAAAAAGUUUGGUCGCGUGCUGAGGUGUAAUUCUGAUGGUUUGACGAAUAUUAUUGAGGAAAGAUUCGAAGAGGCAACUGAUUUUAUGUUGGAUUCCUUCGAGGAAUGGAGUGAGAGUGAUUAG
Messenger RNA from Huiozyma naganishii CBS 8797, 2082 nucleotides. RefSeq names its product histone deacetylase HDA1 (gene HDA1). Bases 1 to 2082 code for a protein of 693 amino acids. Gene Ontology annotation, cellular component: histone deacetylase complex. Lineage: Eukaryota; Fungi; Ascomycota; Saccharomycetes; Saccharomycetales; Saccharomycetaceae. The transcript has a single exon. The record is from RefSeq and is a predicted model, not a curated record. Gene Ontology annotation, molecular function: histone deacetylase activity. Gene Ontology annotation, biological process: chromatin organization.